AUGUCGCGCGCGAAUUACUUAGAAUCAUCUGCUGCACCUGCCAAUUUCGUUCUUGGUCCUAAUUAUGCUGCAGCCGCCAAUCUCACCAACUCAACAAGCUUUCCAAUUGUGAGCAACCUGGAGGAUAAUUGUGGGACUGAUCGGGCUGCUAACCAGCGCAUUCCUGUGACACACGCUGAGAGUUCGAACGCAGGCGUAUCAAAUGCAGCUCCUCCAAAUGGGAGUCGGGUGUAUACGGUAUCACCCCAACAAGCACAUCUACAAGAAAGUGAACUCAUAAGUCCUGUUCACUCCUCAAAUUGCUUUGGUUCACUCGGUCUUCGUCGUCGCGCCGAAUUGCUACAAGAGCAAAGCGAAAUCCUACGACAGAGGGAGGCUUUAUUAAAAGAACAGCACAGCUUUUUGGAUCGCAUAGAUGCAAUGGGUUUUGAUGACGACUUUGAUGAAAGGCAAUAUUCAAUGCCUAGGAUCUCAACCAGGUUGAGGGAUGAGGCGCUUCUUCCAUCCCAAAUGCUGCAGCUGCCACCACAAUUUGUGGCGCCAUUUAAUGCAACCGCUCCUGUUCUAAACGAUAUCACAAAUAGCGGAUCUUCACUACCUAACGGUAUUCCAACCGGAACGUUAACGGGUCAACAAGGUGAAACUGAUAUUCAAACACCGGUUCUUCAAUCGUUAUUGAACCGAAUGCAGUCAAUUGAACAGCAGUUGCGACGGAAUUCAACACUCAAUCCAGAAAAUGUUUUGCCGCAACCAGCUCAUACAACUUUUCCGACAGCUGGCCGCGUUAACAGCUUGUCUUUUGGUUCUUCAACCUGUCGCCGAUUGACUCGGGACCAACUUGCUUCCCGUAACAGCCUUGCUAAAGAAUUACCCAAAUAUAAUGGUAAACCCAGCGAGUGGCCGUUGUUUUAUGCCGCUUACAAUCAAACUACAGAGGUUUGCGGAUUCUCUGACGAAGAAAAUCUGCUAAGACUACGACAGGCAUUGGAAGGUCCAGCGCUAAAGGCUGUUAAAAAUCUGCUAUUGCACUCCUCAUGCGUCAGCCAAGUUAUGGCCACUCUUCAAAUGAGAUUUGGUAGACCAGAAUUGAUCAUCAGUGUUCUUCAACGCCAAAUUUGUGAGCUACCGCCACCAUCGGAGAGCAAUUUGGAAUCUAUAGUCGAUUUCGCCGUAGAAGUGCAAAAUAUCUGUACAACGAUGUCAGUAUCAGGUCUGACUGGUCAUUUGAACAAUCCCGAAUUUGAACAGCGAUUGGUUUCGAAAUUACCUGGGCUUCUACCAGCGUAUUGGGGAAUGCAUAAGCGAAGCCUAACAGCAUGCAAUCUACAAAACUUCAGUGAUUGGCUCUUUCAGUUGGCUCAAGGUGCCAACUGCGUUCUCGUUCCAAAGGAGCCAAUACGUGAGCGCAAACGAGGGGCAGUUAAUCAUCAUUCUAGUUCGGUAAGAUGUAUCGUUUGCAAUGGAAGUUGUAGUGAAGUUUUUAAUUGUGCCUCUUUCAAGGAAAUGCCACGAAGUCAAAGGUGGCAAGUUGUUCGUAAACUAAAAUUAUGUCCUCGAUGUUUGAAAACGCAUUCGAUGAAUAGAUGUAAUAGGGUCAAACCUUGCGGCGUUAGCGGAUGCACGCGCAGUCAUCAUCCACUUUUACACAACUCGGAAUUCGAUCAAACUGUAGCUUCGAAAGCAAAUAAUGUCAAAAUGAUAGCCAGAGAGCAUUCUGCCAAUAUUAAUGCGCAUAUAACAACAGAGGCAAACACACUAUUUCGAAUACUACCAGUAGUCAUACAUUCUGGUCAGGAAAGUGUAUCAACGUACGCCUUCAUAGAUGAUGGCUCAUCUCUUACUCUAAUCGACGAAGAGCUUUUAAAACAGCUGAAUGUAAGAGGAACACCUCAACCACUCUGCCUACGUUGGACUGGCGACACACAUCCGUACGAGAACGAGUCUGUCGUAGCCGACCUGACCAUAUCGGCUGUAAAUGGGCAUAGGCAAUUUUCUCUUAAAGGGGUUCGCUCUGUCAAGAAACUCCAGUUGCCUACUCAAUCGCUCGACGCUAACAAACUACGAUUACAGUUCAAACAUUUGAAAGGAUUGCCAUUGCACUCCUAUUCAAGCGCCAUUCCACAACUGCUGAUGGGCUUAAAUAACGCGGCUCUCGGAUCUCCAAUAAAAUCCAUAUAUGGGGGAGAAAAUGGGCCAAUCGCAGAAAAGUCCAAUUUAGGUUGGACCUUGAAAGGGUUGAUGCAUAAAGACGGUACCGAUCCUAUACACCACGUUUAUCAUAUCUGUGAUUGCUCCGCUCAAGCUGAACUGCUUGAAAUCACCAAAGCGUACAUUUGCCUCGACAACUUAGGUGUGUCAACCAAACAUGUUGCCUUAAUGUCUAAGGAGGAUGAGGUUGCUUUGGAGCAACUACAAAAAUUCACCGUUCGCACUGGAAGCCGUUUCGAGACCAGCUUAUUGUGGAAGCACCCGGGCAUUGAAAUCCCCGAUAGCUUAUCAAUGGCCUUAUUUCGGGCGAAUUGUCUAAGGAAAAGGAUGCAACGAGACCACGAUUUAGCUGAAACUCUUCACACAAAGAUACGCGAUUAUAUUCAAAAGGGGUAUAUCAGACGUUUAGGACCUCUCGACUCCGCCGUCAAAAAAUAUUGGUAUUUGCCGAUUUUCGCAGUUACCAACCCCAAUAAACCAGGAAAGGUUAGACUAGUCUGGGACGCAGCUGCUAAGGUAAAUGGAGUGUCCCUAAACAGCAUGCUGCUGAAAGGUCCAGACCUAACAACUCCUCUACACUCGGUGCUCUUUAAGUUUCGACAAAAGAGAAUUGCUAUGACAGCCGAUAUAGCUGAAAUGUUUCACCAAGUUCGUGUACGACAAGAAGACCAAAACUUCCUACGUUUUCUUUGGUAUGAACCAAACGCCAAUGAGCCGACUACAUUUGCAAUGACAGUUAUGACAUUUGGGGGCACAUGUUCACCAAGCUGCGCGCAAUAUGUAAAAAAUAAGAAUGCAAAAGAUUUUCAAGAGAAAUUCCCUCUUGCUUCAAAGUGCAUUACCGAAAAUCACUACGUCGACGAUAUGUUGGUAAGUGUGGACACCGAAGAAGAAGCUAUUAAAUUAGCUCAAGACGUUCGUCAUGUCCAUGCACUUGGAGGCUUUCAUUUAAGAAAUUUUUUGUCCAAUUCAAGUCGGGUAUUAUCUGCCCUAAACAAGGAUCCGCUCGAUGAGCUAUCUCUCGAUCUUGACUGUGAACUGCCUACUGAAAAGGUUUUAGGCAUGUGGUGGAUUACGUGCAGUGACCAUUUCGCAUUUCGCGUGUCCGCUAAGUAUAGAGAUUCUGACAUAUUUCUUCAUCAAAGGCGGCCUACUAAGCGCGAAGUACUGAGUUUGGUCAUGACUAUUUACGAUCCUCUUGGACUCAUCAGUUUUUACGUAAUAUAUGCCAAAGUUAUCCUACAAGAGAUAUGGAGAGCUGGAUGCGACUGGGAUGUUCAAAUCCCUGAUGACCAAUUUGCCAAGUGGCUAAGAUGGCUCAAACUAAUUCCGAAAGUAGAGAGUCUAAGAAUUCCAAGAUGCUAUAUGGGAACUGUGUUUGGCGGAGUUCCACAAAUCGAAUUACACACAUUCGUUGAUGCAAGCGAAACCCUCUACGCAGCAGUUUGUUACCUUCGAUACUCGUAUGGUGAUACGGUUAGCUGUACAAUGAUCGCAAGCAAAACAAGGGUAGCGCCAUUGAAACUAAUAUCCAUUCCCCGUUUAGAACUGAAAGCAGCACUUCUAGGGGCUCGCCUCGCCAAACAUGUUAUCGAAUCGCACUCUAUCCACAUUGAUAAUUGCGUUUACUGGUCAGAUUCCCGAACGGUAUUAGCGUGGCUACGAUCCGAUCACCGGCGCUACAAACAAUUUGUAGCCUUCCGGGUUAGUGAAAUUUUAGAGCUGACCGACGUCAAGGAAUGGCAUUGGCUUCCAUCUGAGGAAAACGUGUCCGACGAAGCAACCAAAUGGAGUGGUGAUCCAGAUUUUUCUAACGACAGUCGAUGGUUUAGAGGGCCAUCAUUCUUGUACCUCUCUCCUGAUAAGUGGCUUAUGUCUAACGAAUUGCAGUGCAUUGCAACUGAAGAACUUCGUCCACAGUUUACUGGAUUUCAUCACCCAACCUCAAAACAACAUCAGAUAUUACCAGAACCGCUGAGAUUUUCAACUUGGAACCGUCUACUUCGUGCAACAGCUAUGACAAUGUAUUGUGUUCGGCUCUGGCUAAGCACUAUCCGAGAUAAUCAACCUGUUGGUAAUGGACCAACUACUGAAGAUUUUCGUAAAGCGGAAUGUUAUCUUUGGAGAAAGGCUCAACACGACAACUUCGGAGACUCUAUCGCAUCUCUAGAAGCCGGAAAGCCAGUUGACAAAUCCAGCAAUAUUCUGAAGCUAUCACCUUAUCUGGAUGAUCACGGCGUUUUGAGAAUAAAUGGUAGAGUUAAGAUAACAGGGCGGCCAGAUCAAAUAUUACUGCCCUCAAAUCAUCAUAUUACGUACCUGAUCAUUAACCACUUCCAUGUAAAGUAUCAUCAUGGAAACUUGGAAACAGUGGUGAAUGAGAUAAGGCAAUCCUAUUGGAUCAUAAAACUACGAACAGUCGCUAAUAAGAUUCGACGCAUUUGUCAGCACUGUAAAAACAGAACAUCUCAACCUCGGCCACCCAUGAUGGCAUCUCUGCCCGCAUUCCGGACCUCAGAAUUUAGUCGACCGUUCUCCUACGUAGGCGUUGACUACUUUGGUCCCCUCCUGGUUACGGUAAAAAGAAGUACCGAGAAGAGAUACGGAGUAUUAUUUACCUGCCUAACAACCAGAGCAGUGCAUCUCGAAAUCGCAUACUCACUCUCGACAGACUCCUGCAUUCUAGCUGUACGUAACUUUAUGGCUCGCCGAGGUAGUCCGGUAGAAAUAUGGAGUGAUAAUGGUACAAACUUUAAAGGUGCUGAGAAGGAGUUGAAGUUAGCAUUUGAACUAAUAGAUAAAAAUCACAUAACAAGAACAUUUACUUCUGCUGCAACCAACUGGCGUUUUAUACCACCAGCUUCGCCACAUAUGGGCGGAGCGUGGGAACGGUUAGUUCGGUCAGUAAAGCAGGUGCUUAAACAAAUUUUGACAACUAGCCGUCCCAGUGAUGAACUUCUUCGUGCAGUCUUAAUGGAAGCGGAAAUGACGGUGAACUCUCGGCCAUUAACUUAUAUCCCGAUCGACCACGAAGAGGAAGAAGCACUCACUCCUAACCACUUCUUGUUAGGUAGCUCCAGUGGAGUGAAGCCAAUCGCGGAACCAGUUACUGAGAACAUUUUAUUGCGUCGUAACUGGCAAACAUCGCAGCAACUAGCAAGCGCCUUCUGGAGACGUUGGAUAGUGGAGUACUUGCCCACCAUAACCAAGCGAAGUAAAUGGUUUACAGAUGUAAAAGCAAUCGAAGUCGGUGAUAUAGCAUACAUAGUUGAUCUUAAUAAUCCACGGAACUGCUGGCCUAAAGGCAGAGUGAUCCAAGUACGAAAGAGUGAAGAUGGAAAGGUCAGAAGCGCCACUCUGAAGACUGUCUGUGGCAUCUUUGAGAGACCUGCCGCCAAAAUAGCCGUUCUAGAUGUGAUUAAUUCGGUACACCCUGAUCAGCAGGAUAUACCGGGGGGGAGUGUUACGAACGAUCUGGCAGCAUGA
Messenger RNA from Bactrocera tryoni, 5694 nucleotides. RefSeq lists its product as uncharacterized. Gene Ontology annotation, molecular function: nucleic acid binding. The record is from RefSeq and is a predicted model, not a curated record. The transcript has a single exon. Lineage: Eukaryota; Metazoa; Arthropoda; Insecta; Diptera; Tephritidae. Gene Ontology annotation, biological process: DNA integration. The coding region runs from base 1 to 5694 and encodes 1897 amino acids.